Molecule: messenger RNA, 521 nt
Organism: Oncorhynchus mykiss (rainbow trout)
Lineage: Eukaryota; Metazoa; Chordata; Actinopteri; Salmoniformes; Salmonidae
Product: cytochrome c oxidase subunit 7A2, mitochondrial
Biological process (GO): mitochondrial respirasome assembly; mitochondrial electron transport, cytochrome c to oxygen; regulation of oxidative phosphorylation
Cellular component (GO): respiratory chain complex IV
Source: RefSeq, a predicted model, not a curated record
CCUUUCAAAGAAGAAAAUAGUGGCUGCGCAGUCUUCCGGUGUCCUUGUACGACCAUACGACGACUGUUGACGUGGAGCUAUGUACCGACACAUUCAAGCGCUCCAGCAGGUGUCGCGGCGGACACUGAGCACCAGUGCGCGCAGGCAGGUGGAGAACAAGGUCCCACAUAAACAGAAGCAUUUCCAGGAGGACAAUGGGAUUCCAAUUCAUUUGAAAGGGGGUGUCAGCGACGCCAUCCUGUACAGAGCAACAAUGGCACUCACCAUCCUAGGAUCUGCAUAUGUCAUAUAUGAACUGGUUUGUGCCGCUUUCCCCAAGAAGAAGGAGUGACUCCAGCUGCUGGGCUUACCUGUUCUACAUGACACCCUAUUAGUUGUAAAAAGUUGUCUGUGUCAUCGGGGUUGAUUUGGCAUGUCAUAAUGGCUUUUGUUUCAUGUUCAUGGGAUCAAUAUUUAUUUCUGUAAUUUAUUUAUUUAUUUAUUUAUUUAUAACUGAGGAUGAUUAAAUAUGCCUCUCAUUA